This is a messenger RNA of Astyanax mexicanus (Mexican tetra), 5508 nucleotides long. It is a transcript of the gene pi4kb, whose product is annotated as phosphatidylinositol 4-kinase, catalytic, beta. Lineage: Eukaryota; Metazoa; Chordata; Actinopteri; Characiformes; Acestrorhamphidae. The transcript is spliced from 12 exons. Gene Ontology annotation, molecular function: 1-phosphatidylinositol 4-kinase activity. Gene Ontology annotation, biological process: phosphatidylinositol phosphate biosynthetic process; phosphatidylinositol-mediated signaling. Gene Ontology annotation, cellular component: cytoplasm; membrane. The record is from RefSeq and is a predicted model, not a curated record. The coding region runs from base 163 to 2745 and encodes 860 amino acids.
GGCGUGAAUUGGGACGUGACCAAGCAAGCCAACCAGCAAGCCGGUUACUCGGCAUCCGAGGGGGAAUCUUACGUUCCUUCCUUCCCAAUGGAGCUGUUACAGCAGAGAUAGGCAGAAUAAUCGCAUCACCCAGUUUACUAAGUGGCCUAAGACAGUCUGGCCAUGGGUGAUACGGAGUUGGAUCUUUCCCCUUCCCAGCUGGAGGAGCUGCAGAAAAGCCCAUCAGCCUCCUCCACCUCCACUACCUCGUCUCUCUCCCUCCCAUCCUCUCCAUCGUCUGGUCCUCGUCCGUUCACCAGCUCCAGCCCCAGUGCCAGUGAUAGUCUGCCAGCAUCCAGCCCUCCACUGGACGUUAUAUCCGAGGGCGUGGGAGAGCUGAGCCUGGUCAUUGAUACUGAGGUGGCUAAGAAAGCCUGCCAGGAGGUUUUGCAGAAGGUCAAAUUCCUCAAAGUAGAUUCAGAACCUGCUUCCACUGCUGUUGAGCCCAAACUCGUGAAUGGAACCUCGCACACUGAUCCUUCAGAUGGAGACAGCGAUGGAUUAGAAAAGCCUGUGAAAAUCACAGAGGAGGAGCCUUCCUCAGGCACGGUGAAGAGUGCUCGCCGGCGCCAGAAGAACAACACCUCCAAGCAGUCGUGGCUUCUGAGGUUGUUUGAGUCCAAACUUUUCGACAUCUCCAUGGCCAUCUCCUAUCUGUACAACUCCAAGGAGCCGGGAGUGCAGGCCUACAUCGGCAACCGGCUCUUCAGCUUUCGUAACGAGGACGUGGACUUCUACUUGCCUCAGCUGCUCAAUAUGUACAUCCACAUGGACGAGGAGGUGGGCGAUGCCAUCAAGCCCUAUGUGGUGCACCGCUGCCGCCAGAGCAUCAACUUUUCCCUGCAGUGCGCCUGGCUGCUGGGGGCCUACUCUUCUGACAUGCACAUCUCUACGCAGCGCCACUCUCGUGGUACCAAGCUGCGUAAGCUUAUCCUGUCAGAUGAGCUCAAGCCUGCCAGCCAGCGCGCACGCAGGGAGGUUCUGCAGCCUCCCCCGCCCUGUCCCCAUCCCCUUCACCACGGGCCGGGCCUGAGCGAACACAGCCUCUCACCCUCCAAGCGCACCCACCAGCGCUCCAAAUCCGACGCCACCGUCAGCAUCAGCCUCAGCAGCAACUUGAAGAGAACAGCCAGCAAUCCUAAAGUUGAGAGCAGUCAGGAUGAGGACAUGAGCUCCAGCUCCGACAGUCUCGAGUUAGAGGCUGGUACACCUGUACGUUUGACUCCUCAGCGAGAGUUCAUUAAAUCUCUGAUGGGGAUUGGAAAGAGACUGGCCACUUUGCCCACCAAAGAACAGAAGACGCAGAGACUCAUCUCAGAGCUGUCACUGCUCAACCACAAGCUGCCCGCUCGAGUCUGGCUGCCCACGGCAGCUUUUGACCAUCAUGUGGUGCGUGUACCGCAUACGCAGGCUGUCGUGUUGAACUCUAAAGACAAGGCACCGUACUUAAUCUACGUAGAAGUUCUGGAGUGUGAGAACUUCGAAACUUCCAGUGUACCAGUAAGGAUCCCAGAGACGCGAAUCCGCAGCACACGCUCUGUAGAGAAUCUUCCAGACUGUGGCAUCACGCCAGACCAGAGAGCCAGCAGCUUCUCCACUGUCCCCAACUAUGACAAUGAUGAUGAAGCCUGGUCUGUGGAUGACAUUGGAGAGCUGCAGGUUGAGCUGCCAGAGAUCCACACUAACAGCUGUGACAACAUCUCCCAGUUCUCUGUGGACAGCAUUACCAGCCAGGAGAGCAAGGAACCCAUUUUUAUUGCUGCUGGAGAUAUCAGGCGACGUCUCUCAGAGCAGCUUGCCCACACACCAACCACAUUUAAAAAGGACCCAGAGGAUCCCUCAGCAGUAGCCUUAAAAGAGCCCUGGCAGGAGAAGGUUCGACGAAUCCGAGAAGGCUCCCCUUAUGGUCACCUACCCAACUGGCGUCUCCUUUCAGUUAUUGUGAAAUGUGGUGAUGAUCUAAGACAGGAACUCCUUGCUUUCCAAGUUCUGAAACAGCUGCAGUCUAUCUGGGAGCAGGAGCGAGUCCCCCUAUGGAUUAAGCCCUAUAAGAUCCUGGUCAUCUCCUCUGACAGCGGUAUGAUUGAGCCAGUGGUCAAUGCUGUGUCCAUUCACCAAGUGAAGAAGCAGAGUCAGCUCUCACUGCUCGACUACUUCCUACAGGAACACGGCAACUACACUACAGAGGCCUUCCUCACCGCUCAGCGUAACUUUGUGCAGAGUUGUGCUGGCUACUGUCUCAUCUGCUAUCUGUUGCAGGUUAAGGACAGGCACAAUGGGAACAUCCUGCUCGACUCCGAGGGUCACAUUAUUCACAUUGACUUCGGAUUUAUUUUGUCAAGCUCUCCCAGAAACUUGGGCUUUGAAACAUCGGCCUUCAAACUGACCAAUGAAUUUGUAGAUGUUAUGGGAGGUCAAGAUGGAGACAUGUUCAACUAUUACAAGAUGCUCAUGCUUCAGGGCCUCAUCGCUGCACGUAAACACAUGGAGAAAGUCAUCCAGAUAGUGGAGAUCAUGCAACAAGGCUCUCAGCUGCCCUGCUUUCACGGCUCCAGCACUAUCCGCAACCUGAAAGAGCGUUUCCACAUGAGCCUGACUGAGGAGCAGCUGCAGGUGCUGGUGGAGCAGAUGGUGGACGGCUCCAUGCGCUCCAUUACCACCAAGCUGUACGACGGCUUCCAGUACCUCACCAAUGGCAUCAUGUGACUGGGCGUGGGAGUGCUGUCGGAAGCGCGUGCCGUUGUUGGACUAGAAUGUUUUUGGAACUGGAAAAGGCUGCAUCACUUUCAGGAGCCACUCCCGAACCCUUUCUUGAACCUUUCCCCAUCUGCCAGCGCAGCGUGUUUGUACGCCCAGACUGAGUUUUGAUCAUGGAUUUUAUACCCUGACUGAAGAGCUCUCAGCUGUGAAGUUUUGCUAUGUCUUUUUUUUCUUUUUCUUUUUUCCUUUUUCCUUAUCAGUAGCUAAUCUCUAUGUUUGAACCCCCUGCCCUUUUUGUUAUGUUGUAAUGCAUUUCUCUGGAUAUGCUUUUGGAAUCUUCUUUGAUCCAGUAUCCUAGUGCCUCGUUUGAAACAUUAGCCUGAGGCUCCUCUCCGCUUUGACUCUCGCUGCUUUUGUACUCUUCCUCCUCCUCCAUGUGCUGUGUACUUACUGUCUUAAAUCCCCAUGUGUUCCUAAGCAUUUCUGUGUGUCUGUAUCACUAAUGCUUUUUUUAUUUAUGUAGAGUGAACUACUUACAAUGUUCACACUUACAUACGUAAUGCAAUCACCACUGAGACAACAACAGAUUCGUGGACAAACUGACUAACGUGUUGAGGAAUGUGCUGUACCGUGCUCUACAGUAUGAGGAGAAGACGGUGGGUAAACAGCACAUCAGAAUCUUCAGUGGAGUUUUCCAGUUUUGUCUCAUCAGUGUUAUUUUAGCUACAGUUUCGGAGAACCACACAUUAUGACGAUCUCUCUCUUACUUGUGCACAGUAAAAGUGGCCCAAAUCUGACCCCCCCCCCCCCCCCCCCCCCCCCCCACCCCCCAAAUCCAAAUUGUACUUCUAGUCUGUACACACUAACAUUUUAAUGUGACUUAUAUGUGACGCACAUGGCCCAAGGAGAAAUGAUUGCCAGACUCGGAGGACAUAUUGGGUACUUGGGUCAGUGGCUGACAGCUGAGCUUAUCACUAAGAAUGCAUUCACUGAGAAUGAGUUCACAGUAAAAGGGCAUGUUAUUCAUUGUCUCUGCUUUGGUUUGUGUUCUUGGCUUGUUUAAACUUUGUUUCUAAGCUUUUUAUUGUCCUUUAAUUCCACAGCAGCAUCCUUCCCAGAUAAUGCAGCGUUCUACCAUUUCAUUAUGAAUAUGACGUGGCUAUGACGUGGCUAUGGCCUUCUAAUAUUAUUCGAACAGAGACAUCACCCCAAUGAGUCUGGUACCUCUUUGUCCCACCACUGUCAUCCAAAAAUAAAAAUAAUAAAAAAAACAAUCUCCAUCACAUAAAGUAACAUGAAUUACAAUCUGGCUGUUCAGAUGGAGUUGCAUUGCAGGAAUUGGAUAUGUAUUGGAUUUCAGUACCACGUGUGAAAGCAGCAAAAAUCAUUUGAAAAUGUGUAAUUAAGUGUGUUGCACACGUUGAAAAAGUUCAGAUUUGGGCCACUUUAAUCUGCUAUUUGAACGUAGCCUAAAAUCUCUAGCUCUUUUUUUUUUUUUUUUUUUUUUUUUUUUUUUAAACCAGUUACAAAAUCACUACUCAACUUGCAGCAUCCUAACAAAUAAAAUUAAAACUUGCUGAUGCACUAAAGCAUGAGUGUGAUACAAUCCUGAAUAUGUCUGGAGACAUUAGUUUGAUUCCAGCGAGGGAGUGUAAAAGCAUAGAUUUACCAAAAGUCCACUUCUAACCUUUUGAAGUAUUAAAAGUGAAAGCUUGAGAGGCAAAAACACUAUUUAUUGCCUAUUGACAUCUUCCUGCAUACUUACAUGAUAAGACAACUGUCUGAUUUGCUUUUAUUGUAGUUUUUUUUUUGUCUGAUCUGAGAUGCCCCUGUACAGAUAUUCAUAACCUGAAUUUCAAACUUUUAAAAUGUGCAUGGACUCCUCUUGUGUCAGAAUGAUGGGGAGCUGUGUUUAAAUAUUAACAUCUUUCUGUGUUAUUAAACUAGGGCUGUGUUCAGACUUAAAAUAGUCAAAUAUGAUCUGUUCAGGUAACUGUUGCUCUGUUAUUGGAAAGUGAUCAGAUCUGAUUUGUGUUGCUGAAAUUACAGAGGCUUAAUGGUGGCUUUGGUGCGCUUUCUGGAUCACCGCUUCUGUCAUUUUGGACUUGACACUUGAAGACACAUUGAAGACACCUUGAAAUCAGAGCAAAUUUGAGCGGCCAGACUGAGACUGAAUCACAUUUUAAGCCACCUUCCAAUGUGGUUCCUGGCUGUCCACACUAUCAAAAAUAAACCAGGAUUUAAUCUAGAUAUGCCAAAAAUCAUAUUUGGGCUGGGAGUCUGAACAUAGCCAUAAUGUAAGUGCUUGAAGAUGGACAGUUGUGUGAAUGAGAGGCAGAAAAAUGCAAGGGCUAUAAAUAAGUGGACGAAAUCAACAGAUUUUUAAUCUGUUAGUUUUAGGUUAUUAAACAGAGCUAAACGCACAGGUUUGAAGCUAUAUUUCAGAUAUAGAUAUUUUAUCAUUAAAAUAUAAAAUAUAUUGACCUAUUAAAAGGACUUGUUUUUCCCUGCUCAAAACAAGGCUAACCAUUUUAAUUCACCUUCCCAGGGAAAGCCCAGUUGUUGCAGAUCAUUUGGACAUGGUUGAAUAAGGCGUUUAGGACAACGUUUCGCUCUCAUUACUGUUUUCUACUACGUUUCGUUUGUGUGUCAGAACCUUUUCUUUCCUUUGUAACUUGAUAGAUGGACCAGCUCUUACGAUGACGUAAACAACCUCCCUUAACUUGUGAAUGUUCCUUUGUAUAAUAAAUUAAAUGUAUCUGUUUCACA